Drosophila miranda is the source of this 808-nucleotide messenger RNA. RefSeq lists its product as uncharacterized. Lineage: Eukaryota; Metazoa; Arthropoda; Insecta; Diptera; Drosophilidae. The record is from RefSeq and is a predicted model, not a curated record. The coding region runs from base 58 to 330 and encodes 90 amino acids. The transcript has a single exon.
UUCAGUUUCAAAGUCAGUUCAAAGUAUUUUGUGAUCCGGUUACAAACAGCAAGCAAAAUGGUUAUGCUAAAUCCCAUUGAAAUCGUCUGCUUCUAUGUGGUGCAGCCCAUCCUUGACUAUCUGACGUAUCUGAUGCUGGAGGUGCACUAUGUGGCCUAUCUGGCCGGCCUGGCAGUCAUCGGGAUCGCCUUGGGACUCGUCUUCAGCAUCAUAUCGGUGAUCUGGUACAAGAGCACACGGAAGGAUCAGCCCGGGCAGUCAAUCGUUGCUGUGGAGCCUGUUCACAGCCCUGAAGGUCCUCCCAAGAAGAAGGACGAGAAGCAGGACUAGAACAAACAGAUGAAGACUACAAGGCAUUCCGGCUCUCUCUUUCUCUGUUCUACACAAAUAAUUAAAGCCGCGUCACAGAAGAAGACUACAGAAUAAAGAGCAUAAGGAAUCAUAAGAAUGAUGGUUUAUUGGGCUUUAAUCGGGUUUAACAGGGGACUUAUGGGGGCCUUGGAGGGAGAAAAUAAAAGAUAUAACCCAUCAAUAACCGUUGUGGCUUUCCUCUUGCUUCUGUCCAAAAACCAAAGCCCAGUUUCACUUUCCCCAAAAGAUUCCUUCCCCACAGAAGCUCCUUUCUGUUCUGUUCCUUUCCUUUCGUUCGUUUCGACUGCAUUGUGUGGCUCUUCACUUGACAAGAGACUCCUUUGCCAUUCAAGACACUGUCUUACCCGCAGUUAUUAGCCUACUUUCAACAAUUUGGCAACGUUGCAGUCUCCCCCUCUCCCCCUCUCUCUCUCCCUUUACUUCAUUGUUUUUUAAC